Schistosoma haematobium is the source of this 3596-nucleotide messenger RNA. RefSeq names its product synaptotagmin-like 4. Gene Ontology annotation, biological process: exocytosis. Gene Ontology annotation, molecular function: neurexin family protein binding. The transcript has 15 exons. The coding region runs from base 454 to 2886 and encodes 810 amino acids. NCBI's taxonomy places the organism in Eukaryota, Metazoa, Platyhelminthes, Trematoda, Strigeidida, Schistosomatidae. The record is from RefSeq and is a predicted model, not a curated record. Gene Ontology annotation, cellular component: exocytic vesicle; plasma membrane; cytosol.
UUCAUUUCUGAAAAAGAAAUACAAAUCAAUAAAUCAUUCUCGGAGUUCUGGUGAGAAGCCGUGAUCAGUGGAGCUAAUCCGUGUCGGGAAGAAACAGGUGUCUGCCUCAGUACAAUGGAAGAUGGUGGCGCAAUUUCGUGGAUUGGUUGGGGUUGAAAAUUAACACCAUUGGAUGCCGGCUCAGUGGUCUAGUUGGUUAAGCGCCUGGCGCGAGACUGUUAGGUUCUGGGUUCGAAUCUCGCGGGGUAUGGGAUCGUGGAUGCGCACUGCUGAGGAGUCUUAUACUAGGACGAAACUGCCAUCCAGUGCCUCCAGGUUUUCCAUGGUGGUCUAGUUUCAAAUGACUCAUGAUUUCAAUCAAAAAACUAAACAAUCUCCACAAAACCUAAACUGAAAAUUUUUGUAAGAAAAAUAAUUUUUUGAUUAAGUUACUUAAUUUAUUUAUUUGUGUAAAUGUAUAUUUUAGAAAGUGAAGUGAUUUCAAAACUGAAUAAUUCAUCAAAAAAUAUUGUUAACUCACCUUCUAAACCAAGUGAUGAGAAUGAGAAGAGCUCAUUGAAUCAAAUGUUAAUAGAAGAAACUCAUCCAGUUAAAAGUAAAGAAAAAUCGAGAUCUAAGUCACCACAAACUUUAAAAACUCAAAACUCCUGGGAGUAUUUAAAAUCUGGCUCUCAAAGUACAAUGGAUAAAAAAUUAUCUGGAUUCUUAGAACAAUCAACACUUUCUCGUUCUCAGUCGUGUGAUUAUUUGGGUAAAAUAAAUGACUCGUCUGAAGAUCAUGAAGAGUUCAAAAAGAAAUCUGGAAGACGAAGACGCCUAUUACGACUAAAAAGACUAUUGAAGAAGAGUAAAUCAUACAAAUCAAAUCACUAUAAAGCUUAUAAUGAAAUGGAUGAAUUAAUUCAUGGUGAAAUUGAUGUAUCAAUGGAAUAUAAUGCUCAAGAUCAACAACUUGGAGUUAGUUUAUGGGCUGCUAAUAAUUUAGCACAUGAAAAAUAUAUAAUCGGCUUACCUCAUGCUACAAUCUCAUUGCUUCCAGAUAAUGUAAAAUAUAAUCUCAAAGUAUCUGGUAACAAUAAAUGGGAUGGAAGAGAUGCAGUUUUUGAUCUUAGUGUUUGUUUUACAGUACAUAGAUGUGAUUUAAACAAGAAGAUUAUUGUAAUAAAGUUAUGGUCUAGAAAUGGUAUAAAAUCACAAUUCACCAUUGGCCAAACUGUUAUUCCUAUAAAAGAAUGUAAUCUUUUGUUCUCACCAUGUAGAAAGUGCUUCCAAUUGAUAAGUGAAAAUAAUUCAAUCAUUACAAAUCCUAACAUAAAUACAGCUUACUACGGUGAAAUCAAACUUGCUUUACGUUUUGCAAUAUCUGAUUAUCAGAAAAAAGUGUUGUGUGUAACUGAUGAAGCUAUUGAUUUGAUUGGCGUAUUAAAUGUAUGGAUAAAGGAAGGAAAGAAUUUGCAUUCACAAAAAGCUGGUACAGAUAUAAAUUCUUACGUGACCGUGGAACUAACUGAUCCUGACCACAAAACAGAAUGUCGAAGUACUGAUCAAAUUCUACGAAGUGAUCAACCAGUUUGGAAUAGUUUACUUCAGUUUUCAGACAAACAUCUUAGUGAAUUAAUCGAAUCUACUAUGAAAAUAUUUAUUUGGAAUCGUUCAAGUAGCUUUAGUGAUCCAGAACUAUUGGGGAUCGUACAAAUUGCCAAUAAAGAAGAAUCUGAAUUAAUGAAUACGAUCAAUGAUAACAACGUAAAUGCUAAUGUAUAUCAAGGCAGUACAAUAACGAAAAGUACAUCAUUGUGGGAAUCUGUAAUAUCUAAACCUGGUGACUGGAUAGAAGAGAAUGUUAUAAAUUGUGAUGAAACAACGGAAUUAUUACAAAAUGAUCUAUUAUUGAAUGUACCAUUAUUAGAUCAUUAUGAAUGGGAGAUAGUUACAAGUUUAGUACUGGAUUCAAUUGAAGAUGCUACAAAAUAUUUAUGGAAACAUAGAAUUAAGGUGAAUUUAGAUGGUUAUUUAGGAACUACAAUGGUUGAAGGCAUUAUUCGGACCCUGUUGAAAUUAUACAGACAUAAAAUGCCUCAGGUAAUUGAUAAAAGAAUGCGAUUACUUCAAGAAAAAUUGGAAAUGUUAAAUAAUUUUGGUGUGAUGAAUGUUGAGAAACAAACUCCAUUUUAUUUUUCCCGUGUAGGAUUUUUGCUGGAUCCGCAGCUAUGGAAUAGUUUCUAUCCGAUCACGCUACUAAACUAUUCUUUGGUACACAAGUCAAAGUACAAAAGCGAUUCGUGGACAGAGUACAAGAGUGAUAAUUGUCUCAGAGAGUUUCUUUACAAGACAGUUGGUGAUUUCUGUAAAAUUUCAAAACAAUGCUGGAAGUCAGCUACUGAUUACAGUGAAACUGAAUAUGGUCUUACGCACCAGGUAUUUUAUUUUAUGAUUGGAAAACAGACUAAUUGUAGUGAAACAUUGGAUUAUCUUCUAAAAUUCAAUCAACCGGGAAUGAAUACUGAAAAAUAUUUGCAACAGUUAUGUACAAACGUUGCAGUUGAAGCUCAAAUUAUUGCCAGUAAAAAUUUUCCAACUGAUUUUAGGGAUCUGUUCAUGGAACAAGUUGGAUUUUGUGGUUUGGCAGGAUUUUGGCAAAUCUGUAAAAUUGAUUGGUUAAUGAAAAUUAUUUCAUGGCAAAAUAUCAUGGGUUGUUAUCAUAAAUUUGAUACAGAAGAAAUGAAUCCAGAAAAUUUUGAUCCCAAUGUAUAUGGACAUUAUAAGCGUAGAAGACGUUCAGAACAACUUUUAUCCGAUGGCCAACAAGCGUGUCUAUCACAUAGGACAAGUGUAGCAAUGACAGCACUGAGUGGAUAUUUAAGAUAUUUAAUUGAAUUUCAUUAGAUGAUAAAAUCUAUUUUUUGUGUUCAGAAACCAUUAAACCAAUUCAGAAAAGAAUACUAGUUAUUGUUUUCUAAAUGUAAAUUAACUUUGAAAAUUGUAAUUUAGUAAGAUGAACAACUAACUUUGAGUUACCGAUAUAACUUUUAUGAUCAAGUAUUGUUCGAAACCAAGAAAAAUCGAACAUCUAGGACUUUCGCAGUGCCCAUAAACAAUCAAGUUAGGGAUAGAAUUCGGAGCCCUCAGUUGAUUUACAUCUCUAACCUCAGUCAGUUUUUGUUAUCAGAGACUGCUAAAGAGAACAAUACUAAGAAUAAACAGCUGUCAGGUGUCCCCUAAUUUUCAGUGCUUAUUUAGUUGAAGCCAGUUCGUGAUCCAAAAUACAAAUUUGUCAAUUUUCUAAAAUCUUCCAUAUUAAUAAUAAUAUUCACACAUAAUUAAUUUCAAGAAGUUCAUCUCUAGGCUAUACUGCUAUAAAUCGGUAGUGUGUUGUAAUUAACCACAUACAGUAACUGAAUUAGUGUUCUUAUUGAAAUUAGUUGAUCUCAAGUCAGUUGUGCUCAAUAUACUGAGAAAAUGUAUCAUUAGAAAAUUUUGGUAGAUAGAAUAGAAUCAUUUGGUCAUAAAACAAAUACUUUAUAGUAGUUAUUAUUGAUAACUAAACGGAAUGUAGCGGUAAAUAAAUCCCCAAAAUAAAUAGCACUAAGUUUUCG